UAUAGGGGGGGAAAAAAACCUCAGCAGGUGUCUUUCACAACAAAACAACCUCAAAGGCAUCAGCUGAAGUCAUGAGCACACACACAGGAAGAAGACACAGUCCUCAAGGGCAGCACAACAUUGCAGGACAAAUAAAUGGCAAUACUCAAGCACAACAUGGUGUUGUACCUGGUAGAGCAGAUGGGGUAAACCGUCCAUUUCCAAACAAGCCUGUUAGUCACAGGAGAUCUCUCCAACCCAGGAAACAAGACUCAUUUGAGUCAAGAGGCUCUUUGUUGCCCAAAGAACAGCAUUCAAAUGGCACUCGAAAGACCAAUGGAGCCCAAGAUCCAAGAAACGACUCGGACAGCAGACAGCCCAGUGGAGAACUGCAGAUGGCCAGAGCAAUUCAUGCAAAAGAGCUAAUGCUACAGGAGAAGCUUUGGAACGUAGAGGAAAAAAUAAGACAAAAGAUCCGAAGAGACACUGCUGCACUUCAUGACCAAAAGAGUGAGGAGCAGAGACACAACUGGGGACAAGCAGAGAGGGGAAACACUCAGACAACAUCCAGGCUGGCUGAGUGUUUCCCCUCGCAGAGGAGAGAACUAGUGAGAAGAGAAAUGAAGAUGCAAGAAAGAGGACGGGAGGAUGUUAAACAACAUAUGAAGACACAUUAUCAAGAAGAAAGGGCCAGGGGAAAAAGAAUGGAAACAGAAGUUGCACAGUUACACAAAAAAGAUCAUAAAGCAACUCACCAGAUCACAGUUCCUGAGCAAGAAGUGAGCGGAGAGCUGAACAAACCAUGGUGGGGAAAAGUGAAAGAGCAUACCAGAAGAAGAGAAAGGGAUGAAAAAAAUGGCAUUUGGGGAGAGAAGUCACAGGAUGGAACAGUGAAAGCAAAAGAAAGACAUCAAAAUACAGCCUCGAUGGGCGAUAAAGGUUGGAAGAGAGAAAGCAACUACGGGAUUUCUGACAAUGAACAAGAUAUGCCUCAAAUGAGUCAGCAGAAAGCUUCUCAUAAAGCUGCAACAGAAGGAAGAAAACUGCCACCAGUCUCUCAACCCUCACAUUCCAGCAGACCAGAGCCGGGGCAGCUGAGACAGGAAGACGCCAGCCUGCAGCUCCUUCCUUGCACUUUUUGCAACAGAAAGUUUGCAAGCGAAAGAUUACAGAAGCAUGUCCAGAUCUGCGAAAAAGUGAAACAAUCCCACCGUGGAGUCUUCAACGCCUACCGGAACAGGACCAAGGGAUCUGCCAUAGAGGAGUUCUGGAAAACCCACAGCAAGAGUCCAGAGGUUAUAAAGAAAAAGGUAAAUACAAGAAAUCUGCACGAAGGCCGACUCCCAGGUGGAACCUCACAGCCAAAAUGGUCCAAUUGAGGAGAUCAGAGCUGACCCUGAACCAUUUGAACAAGUAAUCCACAACUGAUCAAGUCAACCAUCACCAUAUCAUUAGUUAGUAGUCUCUGAAUUGUCUCAUUCAAUUUUUCAUACACAUUUUGUUUUAAAAAUUGCUGUUAUAUAUUUCAUGUGACUUCGAACUGUCUAAGAUGGUUUUUGGCUCUUUACAAGACUAGCACAGCAUUAUAUUAAUAUCAAGAAAUAGAAGUAGCUGCAGG
Cyclopterus lumpus (lumpfish) is the source of this 1597-nucleotide messenger RNA. It is a transcript of the gene zc2hc1c, whose product is annotated as zinc finger, C2HC-type containing 1C. The record is from RefSeq and is a predicted model, not a curated record. The transcript has 2 exons. The coding region runs from base 72 to 1358 and encodes 428 amino acids. NCBI's taxonomy places the organism in Eukaryota, Metazoa, Chordata, Actinopteri, Perciformes, Cyclopteridae.